Molecule: messenger RNA, 642 nt
Organism: Candidozyma haemuli
Lineage: Eukaryota; Fungi; Ascomycota; Pichiomycetes; Serinales; Metschnikowiaceae
Gene: RBR1
Product: Rbr1p
Exons: 1
Coding region: 1-642 (213 amino acids)
Source: RefSeq, a predicted model, not a curated record
AUGCAAUACUCCCAACUACUCGCUUUAGCUUCUAUUGUCGCUGUCACCACUGCCAUUUCCGGUGAAGGUGGUGCUGGUGGUGGCUCUUCUGGUGGAGACUCCUCGUCUGGUGGUUCUUCCGGUGGUUCUUCCGGUGGUUCUUCUGGUGGUUCCGGUGACUCCUCGUCUGGCGGUUCUUCUGGUGGCUCCUCUGGAGGUGACUCUUCUUCAGGUGGCUCUUCUGGUGGUUCUUCUGGAGGUGACUCUUCUUCAGGCGGUUCUUCCGGCGGUUUGGGCGGUUCCUCCGGUAACUCUGGCUCAGACUCUGGUUCUGGCGGUGCUGCUGCUAGUGGUGCUGCUGCCAGCGGUGCUGCUUCUCCAUCUGGCAGCGGUUCUUCUGGAUCUGGAUCUGGUGGAUCUGCUGCUUCUGGAUCUUCUGACUCCUCAGGCUCUGGUGGAUCUGCUGGCGGCUUGUUGGGCAGCUCUUCGGGCUCUGGCUCUUCCGGUUCUGGUUCUUCCGACUCUUCUGAGUCUGGAUCCUCCGAGUCUGGCUCUGGCUCUUCUGACUCCCCAGCUUCUGCUUCUCCAAGCAAUGGUGCUGGCGCCAAAACUGCUGGCGGUGCUGUUGCCGUUGCUGCCAUUGUUGGCAACUUGUUGCUCUAA